CUAAAAUUGCACUUGGGCCAUUCUGUGAUCACCCUUGGUCCACAAGGCCAUCUUCUCCCUAUAAACAAAAUCCUAUGCCCCACGCCACACUGGGGCACUUCUGCCACCUUGAUGCAGUAGCUCUGGGACCAUCCGUCAAUCAGAAAGUAUGGUUCGUUGAGUAGCCCAUAUGCAAGCCAAAAGUCUUUUCCUCUCUUACUCCUCAGUUUGGGGGUCUUUUCCUGCCUUCACAACCAAAGAGAAUAAAGAGUGGAGAGAGAGAGAGGAGAGACUUCAGCAAAGCUGGAUUCUUUUCAGAGAAAAAUCCAAUUUUUCUCUCUCUUCCUUCUUUUGUUCCACCCAAGCUUCUCCCUUUUGGAAUUUUCUCUCUGUAUUAGUUACAUAAAUCCCAAACCCUACUGCUAAAUAUGAGCAGUACUUUGUUAUAAUGGCGCUAUUUCUCUCUAUUUUUCUGGUUGUGUUCUGCUAAAGAUGAGAUUUUUGUGGAAGAUUUGAGAUGGAUAGCAGGGGAAGGAGAGAUUCUUGGGUCGUUGCUGUUUUAAGAUAAAAGGGGAAGGGAAGAAGAGCGCAGGGAUGAUGAGUUUCAGGAGCAGAGGAGGGUUAGCGGGAGGGGGAGGAGAGAUUUCUUCCAAGGGGAUGGUGUCUAAAAAAUGGACCUUUUUGCUUUGCCUUGGGAGCUUCUGCAUUGGUCUCUUCUUCACCAACAGAAUGUGGACGAUGCCUGAAGCAAAUGACAUUAUCAGGGCAACUGGAACCGAAGAUAAUAAGAUGAACUUAGUCACAGGCGAUUGUAAUCCAAAAACUAUUAAUGAAAAGCAGCAGUCCAAGGACAUUCUAGGGGAAGUUUCAAAGACCCAUCAUGCUAUACAGACACUUGAUAAAACUAUAUCAAACUUAGAAAUGGAAUUAGCUGCUGCAAGGGCGGCACAAGAAUCUAUACUCAAUGGUUCUCCAUUAUCAGAAAAUGUAGUCGCUGCUGAAUCAACUGGGAGGCGGAAAUGUUUUAUGGUUGUAGGAAUUAAUACUGCAUUUAGCAGUCGUAAGCGAAGAGAUUCUGUUCGUGCAACUUGGAUGCCUCAAGGUGAAAAAAGAAAGAAGCUGGAGGAAGAGAAGGGUAUCAUCAUUCGCUUUGUAAUUGGUCACAGGAGGAUCCAGAUUACAUGUACAGACAUAGGAUGUUCAGGUUACCCAUUCAUUAACCUCUUCCCACAGGAGAAUAAGCAGGUAAGGAUGUUCAGGUGGUUAUUAACUAGCCAUUUUUUUUCUUCCUCGGUUGGAGGGGGGGGUGUUGGAGAUUUAAGUACUCUUAUCCUAUGUUCAGGUUACCCAUCCAUUAACCUCUUCCCAUAUGUUCACCCACAGACACACACAGAGUUAUGCAAACAUGUAUACAAGGAAAGGAAAUUGAAAGAGAAAGAACGACAAAGAAGCAACAGAUAUUUAUAUGCAACAUCUCGUGGUAUAUUGGACAAGGCUAUUGAAGCUGAACAUAGAAAGCAUGGGGACUUCAUGAGGCUGGACCAUGUUGAAGGAUAUCUUGAACUAGCAGCCAAAACCAAAACAUAUUUUGCUACUGCUGUUGCAACGUGGGAUGCAGAUUUCUACGUCAAAGUUGAUGAUGAUGUACAUGUAAAUAUAGCAACUCUUGGAACCACAUUGGGCAGGCACCGUUCAAAGCAUCAUCUAUAUAUUGGAUGCAUGAAAUCUGGUCCCGUCCUGGCGCAAAAGGGGGUGAGAUAUCAUGAACCUGAGUACUGGAAAUUUGGGGAGGCAGGAAACAAGUAUUUCCGACAUGCUACUGGUCAGCUAUAUGCCAUUUCAAAAGAUUUGGCUACUUACAUAUCCAUUAACCAGCAUGUGCUUCACAAGUAUGCAAAUGAGGACGUUUCAUUGGGAGCUUGGUUUAUUGGGUUGGAUGUGGAACAUAUCGAUGACCGCAGAUUAUGUUGUGGUACCCCGCCUGAUUGUGAAUGGAAAGCACAGGCAGGUAACACCUGUGUUGCCUCCUUUGAUUGGAGCUGCAGUGGCAUCUGCAAGUCUGCUGAAAGGAUCAGAGAUGUUCAUCGCCGUUGCGGGGAAGGUGAAAAUGCUCUAUGGGGUGCAAAUUUCUAACUGGGGUGGCCUUUCCAUGCCAUUUAGAGGGCUCAAAAGACUGAUCUGUUGCAUAAAUAUGCAUGUGUAUGUAUGUUGUACACGGAGUGUAUGCAAGUGACUUGAAGGAGGACCAGAGUCAAUGGCGAGGGGAUCUCUUCCAUUUUCUAGUAGAAAAGAUCCCUACAUGCAGAAAUGAAGCAUGAGAGACAUAUAUAAUAGAUAGAUAGAUUUAGAGAGAGAGAGAGGAGAGGGAGAGGCAGUUAUCCCCCCCACAUUCUUUAAAAUUGCAUGGACGGCCAUUUUGUAUCUUAUAACUCUUGUUAAUGGCUUCCAGAAACAUAAAUAAGUACUAAUUUUCCAUUACA
Messenger RNA from Elaeis guineensis (African oil palm), 2459 nucleotides. The record is from RefSeq and is a predicted model, not a curated record. Lineage: Eukaryota; Viridiplantae; Streptophyta; Magnoliopsida; Arecales; Arecaceae.